AUUUUAAGAGAAUACAAAAAUAUGUGCAAUAAUACAAGAAUUGUGUGAGAGAAAUGCAGGUCGGGCAAUCCGACGAUGGGGCGUAUCAUCGAUUUAAAGUACCUUGGAGUAUGACACGGCAAGGGCGGCGACCUAGCCACGUCGACAAUCAGAGGUAAGGGCACGAUUUGGCGUCCAGGUGAGGGGGGAAAUAUCAGACUUGGAGGUCAGGCAUGGCGUCGUUUUGGCGUCAUUUGGGGGAAGGAUGCAUCGACGGGCAUGAGAGGGAGGCUAGGCAAGGGGGGAAAUCACAGAUUUGGAGGCCAGGCUUCGCGUCGGUUUGGCGUCGGUUUGGGGAAGGAUACACUGAUGGGCGUGGGAAAGAGAUAUUCGCAGGUGGGUUGGAACUCUUCACGAAGUCGGGAGAUUAGUGAUCCUUACAGAAGAAGUAUUGGAAAUUGCAGAAGAGGCAAUCAGCGCUGGAUUCCAACGGCAGAAGGAUGCGGUUCACAUGGAGGUUUUGCAGCAAGACAGAGACAGGCACAUGGAAUCUUUCCUGGACAAGAGUAUUGGCGGCAGACAGUUCAAUGGAAAACUCAUGUAGAUUUGCUUCUCAUCGAAGUAGGUUUGAACGAUUGGGCGCCAAUGAUUCGAAUUGCAUUACAAUUGAGAGCAAAUUAUUUUGCUUUUCUCCGCAAUCUUUUGGUUUGCAAAUCACCGAAGUUAAGGAUUCUCUCAUUCAUUGUAUCUCACUUGAUCAUGGUGGAUUUGACUGGUUCUGUGACAGUUUUUGGCAACUUCAGUCUGGUUCUUCUUGGAAGUUCACUAGGUUUGGAAAUUCUAGAAAAACGACUUUAUCUAUGGGGAGUAAUAGAUAUGGUGUUUUUAUAUGUCUAGGAACAUAUGUCUAGAAAAGGUGUUAAUACCAAUAUUUUUGUGCCCGAAGGACAUAAAGGAAAAGGAUUUCAGUUGUUCUAUAUGACUUUACUCCGCCAACUAGACUUAUUGAAGGAGGCUAAAAUGAGGUUUUGCAAAAUUGUUUAGAAGACUUUGUGAUUAUUUGCUCGUGUCCUGCAUUUGAGAAAUAUGCUUCUGAGAGCAUUGAGUCUAUUUCUUCCUUUCUUUUUCAUGCCGAUCUACUUGAUUAUGGUUAUUCAUCUUCUUGUUAUGAAUCACGGAUUGCUCUUCGGGAUUUUAGCCCCAUUAUUGAAGCAAGCGUGGUAGGGAAGGGUGUAGGUGUAAUAUCAGGAGAAAUUCUAGAUGCUAUGCCUCUCAACAUGGCUUUGCUUGCUGAUAGCCAGAAUGCUGAGGCCAUUAUUUCGGAUUCUUCAAAGGAGGAGGCCUCACAACGUCGAGCAACGGGAACAAAGUAAUAGUUUUGCAAAUUCUUAUGAUGUUUUCUAUAGACCUCCUAUUGCAAACUCAAAAGAAGAGUAUCAGCUCUACUUGCAGAUCUUAAAUAUUCAAAAAGACAUUGCUUCUACCCCUUUAGAGGACGAUGGUUUCACUGUAGUCACUUCCAAAAAAUCCAAAAAACGCACUGAGGUGACAAUGAGUAAUAUUCAAACGCGUCUCCAUACCAAGUUUGCUGGACAAAACUUUCAUGUUUAUUUCUCUAAUUGUUGAGUUCUUUAAUUAUUGUACUUCCAUUGCAUUUGAUUUCAUGUACUCUCUUUUCGUUUUAAUAAAUUUAGGUAAAUGACUCCCAACAUUUACCCCACGAUUUUGUGGUUUGCCUUUUGGGAAUAAAAAAA
Cuscuta europaea is the source of this 1733-nucleotide messenger RNA. NCBI's taxonomy places the organism in Eukaryota, Viridiplantae, Streptophyta, Magnoliopsida, Solanales, Convolvulaceae. The record is from the annotation of a GenBank genome assembly.